Nematostella vectensis (starlet sea anemone) is the source of this 2825-nucleotide messenger RNA. RefSeq names its product RYamide receptor. Gene Ontology annotation, cellular component: membrane. The coding region runs from base 1359 to 2456 and encodes 365 amino acids. Gene Ontology annotation, molecular function: G protein-coupled receptor activity. The transcript has a single exon. Gene Ontology annotation, biological process: G protein-coupled receptor signaling pathway. NCBI's taxonomy places the organism in Eukaryota, Metazoa, Cnidaria, Anthozoa, Actiniaria, Edwardsiidae. The record is from RefSeq and is a predicted model, not a curated record.
CCUGACAAAAACAACCCCUCAUAUCAGAAUAUGUUGUGCUCAAUAAGAUUGUUUUUAUCAUUUUAGGAAUUUUCUAGAGACAAAAACGAUCGCGAAAAUUAUUUUUUUUAAUUUUGUAAUUUUUGAAAACAAUUAGCACAUUGCCCCAAUGGGGAAGAACCCCAUAGUUUUGUGAAGUGUAAAAAUCGUCAAGGAAAUAACGCAAUGGUUCUUAAUCGAAGCCUCAUAGAAAUUCCAAAAAAAGAUUCUAGCUAAUAGAAUGAAAAAAAUGCAAUCAAAUCAAACUCUAACGAUUUAAUUAUUUCCACUUUUUCGAUCCACAGUUUUGUAAAAUACUUGUCACUAAUUAAAAGUUAAAAUUUCAUAAAUUCACGGCAUGGUGUGUGCUUUUUCAAAGAGCACCGUCUUCUCAAGUUCAAAUCAAACUCUAUCGAUUUAAUUAUUUCCACUUUUUCGAACCACAGUUUUGUAAAAUACUAACUUAUGUCACUAAUUAAAAGUUAAAAUUUCAUAAAUUCACAGCAUGGUGUGUGCUUUUUCAAAGAGCACCGUCUUCUCAAGUGGACUCAUCAGCGAUUGCAACGCACGGCGAAAAUGAAGACUGAAUAGCGUUUUAGAUCUUUGGGGAAAAAACGGGAAACAAAUACUUUUACAGCCUUUAUACUCUUGAAGCCAUUAGGUGUUCGCUUGUUCCAGCUACGAGUUAAAAUGUUAAAAGUGUUUGCGUGAUUAGGCGAGCCAGUGCUUAGAGAAAUCCUGGCUCAGCCCCUGAGUGGCUCUCGUGAACGUCGUGACCAAUUAAGAAUGGUCUGGGACCGGCUAUCAUAUCAUCAUUGGUAACAGAAAAUACCGUCAUAUGCAUCACGCGAUCAGAUAAAUGGGUGGUUAGUCACCGCGUCACGCGAUCAUGGAAUUCUAAGCCACGCAUCCAAUUAAUACUGCUAUAAGUUUCAAGCUACCACACAUCUAAACCAAUACCCAGUGAAUAAUGAAGAGAACAACAGCCUUGUCAUAACUCCGCUCGUGCGGAAUAAGCAUCUCCGGAGUAAAAUAAUUGAACAUAUUUCUUCCUUUCAGCGCUUUCGCUUAGUGCUUACGCCACUCAACUAAAUACUUUCACUUUUUACAAAUCCAAUUCAUAACCGAGCGGCAAGGGAUUCUCACGCAAACCAAGCUUAAACGUGGCGUUAUGAAGCCACCAAUGACACACCGCGCUGGUAUUGAAAUAAGUAUAAUGGAAAUAAUGGUAUUGUAUAAGACGCAGGCAAAAGGCGAAGAGACGUACAACGCGCCACUUGCAAAGACUUAGCUAUUAACAUCUCGAAUCAGAAACGCAAGACGUAACGACUCAAGAAGCGAUGUUGACAAACAACUCCUCGUUCGCGUGCCCUGUUGGCUACAUGGAGCCUGGUGCGUCGCGUGUCCUACGCACAGGAAUGGUGACGCUCAUCAUGAUGGCGUCCGUUCUGUGUAACACUGCAGUCGCGCGAGUCAUGUGGAGGCAUCGCGGACGUCUUCCUCUCACGUACUCACUAGUGCUAAACCUGGUCAUUACUGAGUUGCUACUAACGCUAUCUUACCCGGUAUUAUUCUACGCGCAGUGGUACUCGUCAUGGCCCCUAGGCGGAGUAAUGUGUCGCUUGUUGAGCACGGUACCUGUGUGCUGCACAGCCGUCUUGACAUACAGCCUGGCUGAGCUCGCAUUGUAUCGAUGCCUUACGCUAGUCAAGCCUAACCUGGUGCGGGCCCUCUCGAGCCGCGCAGCGCGUACCACUGUGAUCCUCUCGUGGUUAUGGGGCGUCAUCUUGGCUAUCCCUGCGGCUAUGGCAAGCGUCGUGAGCCCUGAAUCGAUCUGCGAGCCGGCGUUGUGCGUGCUAGGGAUGGAUAGCACUGCCCGGCAAGGGUAUACGUUUGCGUUACUAUUUCUCUCUUACAUAGCACCGAGCGCGAUCGUGAUAACAGCUUAUGCCACGGCCGCGUGUCACACGACGCCACAAGAGCUGUGCGACGAACCAACUUCACCCCAAGCUAGAGGCGAGGAGGAGGAACUAAACCGCGCGGACCAAGCAGUACCACUACCAAGCCCCAAGCGCAACGUUAAUCGGACCAUCGGGCACCUCCCGCCCGCCCCCCUGGACGUAGUGGUUACCAAGCGACGCAAGCGCAACAUUAUCUGGUGUCCAGUAAGCGAAUGGGAGCUGGAGCUAAUGCAGGUGGUGCUGACCUUGGUGUUUGUUUACAUCUUGUGCUGCCUGGCAUACGUGGUGGUGAUGGUGGUGGAGGCCCAGGAAGUGCCGUGGUACCAGGCGUGGCCCUACAGGCGUGUCGCUACCAUGUACGCGUGGUUAUUGCAGUGCCUACCGAGCGCUUUGCACCCUAUCGUCGUAUAUUGGACCAUGUGCAAGACAAGUAACCAGCGAACUAAAGACAUCUUAAUGUGCACGUUUACCUAUUGAAAAGGUAUUGAAACCCAUAGCUAAAACUCUUCAGAGGUGACGGUGACAAAAGCAUUCUUUUAAAGCGCCGUUCCCAAAGAAAUGGACACCAUGAGAGUUGUAGAUAAGAAAUCACAGUAGCUGAUAAAUCGAUAGGAAUUGUUGACCAACUAACAGCCUUUUAUUAUUAAAAAUACUUUGUACUUGAUUCACUACUGUAAACGUGGAAUUAUUUGCGACAAAUUUUGAUUUUUCAAUUUUGAAAAAAAACACGAAUUGUUUUCAACGGACGAUUCUAAAAUAAAUUAAAGUAGACGUUAAAAACUUCAAGAUAAAGGUGUGUUAAAGCUGUGUCAUAUAAAAAACAGAAAUAAAAUUUAACAAAAAUCG